AUGUCGGCGCACGCGCAGUGGCUAAACUGGGAGCUCGUCUGCUUGGCAACCCUUUUUGCUAGUAAACGCUACCGAUUGGCGUUGGGUGCUCGGCAAUCGGCUCUUGGAACUUGGCACUUAGCACUCACUUGGCAACCCUCGCUGCUGGGGGUCGAAAAACGAGGGGCAAGUGGGCGGAGCGGAGUGGAGUGGGGCAGACGAGCGCCGAGCUUGCGUCAAGUGCGGACGCCAGUUGGACGCAGUUCGGGAUUGGAGGCAGCCACGUUUCCUAGUCAUCCGCCGUGUGUGCAGCAUCGCCUGUGUCUCUUCCGUUCCGUGCCGCAAGUGUGGCGUUCCGCGAGCGAGAUGUGAAGCGGAUCCUCGCCAGCGUUCAUCCUCUCAUUAUCAUUAAAGGGACCCAGUUGCCCACGCUUGGACUGAAGGCUCCGCUUCUCUCUUCUUGAAUUUCCAUUGCGGACCGGCGACGCUUGUGUUUUUGCGUUUGCACGUCCAACGGUAAUUCGGGGAAUCGCUUUCCAGGAACGACAGAUAAUUAUUUAAUUGUUUUAACUAAAAUGCGACAGCACUGCCAUAAAUAGAGAGAGCGGGGAAGAGCGCAUACCCACACUCAAGAACAGUGGCUUUGCUGGCUGGUAACGUCCGAAAGCCAUACACACACACACACACUCACACAAUCAGUAAGCUGAGCUAAUCUCUUAUCAUCCGACGACUAUUCCUCCCCCUCUAAGCCACCCCUCUCAGUGGGCUUCGGCGGUAUAGUUUUUCUACCAGUGUAAGAGUGCUGCCAUGCAGCAGGCGAUGAGUCCGCUCCGUGCAAUCGCAGCAUGCAGUGCGAGCAUGUGCAUCAUCACCUCGACGUCGAUGUCGAUCGCGAUCCCCGACGCUCUCCGCCUCUCGCUCUCCGUGUGAGUUUUCCCGCCAAGGGUGGCGCAGUUGGAAAAUGAGCGCGUGCGAGGCGGCGGCCGCAGGCGAGGACGGGACCUCGUCCAAGUCCAAGUCCAAGUCCGAGGAGAGCCAGCCGCCGGAGGAUCAGCAGAAGCAGCAGCAGCAGCAGCUAGACAAGCAAGACAAGUGCGAGAAGCAGAUAUACAAACAGCAGCAGGAGAAGCACCCGCAGAAUGACAAGGCCGAGGCGGAGGUCCCGGAGCAGCCCAGUCCACACCUGCAGAUGGCCAUACGGAGCUCCGUGCUCCUGGACGCCGGGGCCGCUGCUCCCUCGAUCGAUGCGCUGGUGGCCUGCAAGGAUGCACUGCUCGCCCAGAAGCUGUUCGUCAGCGGCGGAGGCGCCACGCCCGGACCCAGCUCCUCGUCCUCGUCCGCGGCGGUGGGAGCGGGUGGGGUCAGCGGCAAGGACCUGCUCAAGCUGAAGGAGCCGAUGCGCGUGGGCUUCUACGACAUCGAACGCACCAUCGGCAAGGGCAACUUCGCCGUGGUCAAGCUGGCCCGGCACCGCAUCACCAAGAACGAGGUGGCCAUCAAGAUCAUCGACAAGUCGCAGCUGGACCAGACCAACCUGCAGAAGGUCUACCGCGAGGUGGAGAUCAUGAAGCGCCUCAAGCACCCGCACAUCAUCAAGCUCUACCAGGUUAUGGAGACCAAGAACAUGAUCUACAUCGUGUCGGAAUACGCCAGCCAGGGCGAGAUCUUCGAUUACAUUGCGAAGUACGGACGAAUGUCGGAGUCGGCGGCCAGGUACAAAUUCUGGCAGAUCAUCUCGGCGGUGGAGUACUGCCACAAGAAGGGCAUCGUGCACCGCGACCUGAAGGCCGAGAACCUGCUCCUGGACCUCAACAUGAACAUCAAGAUCGCGGACUUCGGCUUCUCGAACCACUUCAAGCCGGGCGAGCUGCUGGCCACCUGGUGCGGCUCGCCGCCGUACGCGGCUCCCGAGGUCUUCGAGGGCAAGCAGUACACCGGUCCGGAGAUCGACAUCUGGUCGCUGGGCGUGGUCCUCUACGUGCUGGUCUGCGGCGCCCUGCCUUUUGAUGGGUCCACGCUGCAGAGCCUGCGGGACCGCGUCCUCUCCGGCCGCUUCCGCAUCCCGUUCUUCAUGAGCUCCGAGUGCGAGCACCUCAUCCGGCGCAUGCUGGUGCUGGAGCCGACGCGGCGCUACACCAUCGAGCAGAUCAAGCGCCACCGCUGGAUGUGCCCCGAGCUGCUGGAGCACGUCCUCAUCGCCAAGUACAACCUGGGCGCCGAGCGGCAGGCGAGUCUGGAGCCCAGCGAGGACAUCCUGCGCAUCAUGGCCGAGUACGUCGGCAUCGUGCCGGACAAGACGCGGGCCAGCCUCAAGAAGAACACCUACGACCACGUGGCGGCCAUCUACCUGCUCCUGCAGGACCGCGUCAGCCACAAGAAGGAGCAGAGCAACGGCUCCGUGUCCUCGUCCUCGUCCGUGUCCUCCUCCUCGAGUCGAAUGCUCUUCAAGAGCACCAAGAUCGAGCAGCAGCAGCAGGCGCCACAGCACCCACAUCCACAUCCACAGCAGCAGCAGCAGCAGCAGUCCAAGACAAUAUCAACCAGCUCGAUCCUGGCCAAGGAUCAGGGCCACAAAAGACUUAGCCGCCAUCAGACGGUGCUCAUGAGCGAGCGGACGGCCCACGCCGGGUCGACGCCCACCGGUCCCCCAAUGGACACCCCGUCCGCACACGCCUACUACGCCAAGUACGGCCCCCUGCAGCUGCCACUCCCACUCCCACUGCCCCUGCCCGGCCACGCCCACCUGGACAGCUACCUCAACGGAGCGGGAGCUGCAGCAGGAGCAGGAGCGGGAGCGGGAGGAGGUGAGCCCCUCGAUCCCCCGGGGAUCCCCCUGCCCAUGCGGUACACUCCCCUGCCGGCGGCCGCCUCGCCCGCCCCCUCCAACUGCUCCUCCACGUCCGCCUCCUCGCGGAUCGGCCGCCAGAGCCACCCUGGAGGAGCCUCCUCCUCGGCGCGGAGCCACCGGCCGGUGGCCAUCUCGCUCAGCAUCGACCACAAUCCCUCGCUGGCCAACCUGCGCUGCCGGGAGAUGAUGGAGGCGGGGGGCGGACCCAUCGGCGGCGCCUGUGUGGGAGUGCCGCUGGCGUCCAAGCAGCUCCACCAGACCAUCAGCGAGUACAUAAUCAAACAGAGCACCGAAGACUGCCGGGCGCUGCUGCAGCAGUCCACAGCUGUGGCGGAGGCCAGUGGCAAGGAGGAGGCCUCGAAGGCGGAGGAGGCUCCUCCGCCCGCUGCCACCACGCCCACCUCCACCUCCACGCCCACGUCCAACGCAGCUGAGGCAGCCAGCGGCAAGACAACGAAGGCCAUGUCCAGCUCGAGCAGCUUCGACUCGAAGGCCAAUCUCGGCCAGAGCUUCCGCUACAAGAUGUCGGCGGAGGCCAGCAAGCUGUUCCAGACGCUCCAGGAGAGUCCCCUGCCAGUGGAGCAACGGGCCAAGCGACGCGGGCAUCUGGCGAGCACAAACGGGAGUGGCGGCGACUCCGGCCAGGAGGCGAACGAGUCCAAGUCGAACGGCGACAGCCGCCAGGAGAAGAAGGUGCUGGCCCAGGGCAGCUCCAGCACGGACGAGGGCUGCGAGACGGACCAGGGCAACGACGGACGCGACGGCUCCGUCUCGCAGGAGUCGAAGGGCAACGGCGGACCCACCUCGCACUCCAGCAGUGACCUGACCCACCUGGCCGGCGCCUCCGGGGCCUCCUCCGGGCAGAGCCACCGGAUGCGCUCCUACGCCAGCAGCAGCUCCUCCAGCGGAGUGCUCGCCGGGAGCUACUCGAAGAGCCUCAGCCAGAACCUGAGUCGCGGCUCCUCGAAGAGCAACUGCAGCGGGCCCUACGACAGCCUGGACUUCGCCCUGCCCUCCGGCAAGGGCAGCCUGCCCUCCUGCAUGGGCUCCGCCUCCAUGCUGGCCACGCCCACGCCGACGGCCACUCCGACGCCCGCCUCCGCCGGAGCCCUCUCCUCGGAGCACUCGUCGGAGCGGUCGCUCUACGGGAGCCACAGCUCGUGCAUCCACAUGCCCGGCCUGGGAGUCGGACUGGGAGCCGGCGCCCUGGCCCUCGGACUGGGCCUCCCGCAGAGCUCGGCCUCCACGCCCACGCCGAACCCGACUCCGCCGCCGCCGCCCGGAGGAGCUCCGUUCCUGGACAAGCGCUCGCCCAUCCACUUCCGCGAGGGACGGCGGGCGAGCGACGGACUGGUGGCCCAGGGGCUCCUCAGCUCCGGCUCCCUUCUGGGGACCAGUCGCGUCUACGGCAGCUACCGCUACGAGCAGGCCAAGCGGCACGGCUGGCUGGAGAUCCAGCAGCUGCAGCAGGAGGCGGCGAUGCAUCCGCACCAGCAUCCGCAUCCGCAUCCGCAUUCGCAUCAUAAUCAGCUGCAGCACCAGCACUCCCAUCCCCACUCCCAUUCCCAUACGCAUUCGCAUACCCAUCAACAUCCGCAUCCACAUCCGCAUCCGCAUCCGCAGGCUUUCGGGUUGGAGGAGCUCUGUCAAUUUCCGAACAGUCAAUUCUACGCGCUGCCCGGCAAGCACCAUCCGCUGCUGACGCUGCCGCACCACCACCAAGGACACCAAGGACACCCAGUGCAGCACCACCACCCUGGCCACCACCCGCUGUUCCACCCGGGCCACAACCACCAGCCACAGCUGCUCCUGGACAGCGCCGCUGGCGGGGAUCUGUACGGACACGGCUGCUACGCUCCGCCUCCGCCGCCGCCAGGACUCUACCCCCACCACCCGCUGAACCAGCUGGGAGUGGGAGUGGGAGUGGGCGUUCCCGUGGGUGUGGGCAUGGGCGUUCCUGUCGCCAUGUCGCCGAUGCAGAAGCCCCCGCUGCAGCAGCAGCUCCUGCAGCACCGCCUGCUGCAGCAGAAGCGCCAGCUCUUCCAGAAGCAGUACGCCCUGGAGGCUCAGCUGGCCGCCGGACGCCACCACCACCACCAGCAGCACCACCAGUCGGGCCACCACCACUUCGGCCACGGACUGGGACACCCGCCGCCGCCGCCUCCGCCAGCUCCGGCUCCCCCGCCCGCUCCCGCUCCCGAGCAGCACCUGGCCGAGGAGCUGUACGAGCUGGCCCUGCUCGAGCGGCCCAGGAGCGGCACUCCGCGGCUGCAGCACUCGAUGACGAUGCCCGGGGCGCACGCCUUCAGCCAGAUGAACCUGAAGACCUCCUACAUCAGCCAGGCGGAGCAGCCAGGUGGUCAGUCGGUCCAGUCCAACGGAGGCGCUCUCGCGGAUCGCGGGGCAUCCUCGGCGUCCGCGGAAUCCUGCUCGGCGCCUCCGUCCACGGCGCCUAGCACGCCUACAGUGAAGUGCAAGCCAGCCACGCCCCACGGGCACAGCCUGGAGGAGGACUACCAUACGGCGGCGCCGGUGCUCAGCCUCUUCGCUCCCAACUGGCAGUCGCUGGUGAAGCCGCUCAGCGAGAGUCCCAUCCUCGAGAUCUCCGAGCACCUGGAGUCGGUUUGAAGGGGCGGAAGCGGAUGUGGGAAUGCUCAUGCUCAGUGGGGGGAAGGAACUACUAUGUAGGUGCCGGAAGGGCCACCUUUUUAUUACGCUCGCAAUCGCAAUUACGAAUUACGAAAUACGAAUUAGUUGAUCCAUAUACGAUAUACAGCCAUAUACAUAUACAUACAUAGCCUUUACACGUACGUAUACCUACAUAUACCGAAGCGGAUGCGGAUGCGGAUGCGGAUGCAUCUUAACUGAAGCAGAUGCCGAAGCGACGAGCGACGCCGUAAUAUUGGAAAAUUUAGUUGUGUUACUAGCCUUAAGUAGUCCAAGUUUCAUACGCAUACACGCAGCCAUAUACAAUAUGUAUAUUGAUAAUAAUAGCGUUAAGCUAUAGCCCUACUUACUAUACGACGACACUAUACACUGUGCGUUUACACACUACACACUAUAUAGUAUGGAAUGCAUUAGUAGCAUUGCCCCGCGAACUCGGAACUCCGUUGGGCGGAUCGCGGAUCGAUCGGAUCGCGGAUCGGAUGGGAACGACGUAACUACAUAUAUCAAUUAUUCGAAGCAUUUAUUGGGGGCAGGGGGUGUAUCCCUAUUCGGAUAUAUCCAUUAUGUAUUGGUACAAUAAUUAGCGACAAGCAAAAAAAAAAAAAGAAAACAAAAACGAAAGAAAAACUAAAACAAAACUAAACAAACAUCGAUUGUUCUUAAACAUGGAAUUCAAAUGUAAACCAGAUAUUAAAGUCAUUUGGUAUAAAAUGCAAAA
Drosophila ficusphila is the source of this 6212-nucleotide messenger RNA. RefSeq names its product serine/threonine-protein kinase par-1 (gene Sik2). Gene Ontology annotation, cellular component: cytoplasm. The coding region runs from base 941 to 5455 and encodes 1504 amino acids. Gene Ontology annotation, biological process: microtubule cytoskeleton organization; intracellular signal transduction; protein phosphorylation. The record is from RefSeq and is a predicted model, not a curated record. The transcript is spliced from 10 exons. Gene Ontology annotation, molecular function: protein serine/threonine kinase activity; ATP binding; tau-protein kinase activity. NCBI's taxonomy places the organism in Eukaryota, Metazoa, Arthropoda, Insecta, Diptera, Drosophilidae.